This is a messenger RNA of Triticum turgidum subsp. durum (durum wheat), 1419 nucleotides long. Lineage: Eukaryota; Viridiplantae; Streptophyta; Magnoliopsida; Poales; Poaceae. The record is from the annotation of a GenBank genome assembly.
AUGGCACCAGGAAGCAAGGCAGAGAAAAAAGCAGCAUUGGAUGCUGGGGCAUGGAUGUUCAAUGUUGUAACUUCGGUUGGCAUAAUCAUGGUCAACAAGGCCUUAAUGGCUACACAUGGUUUUAGCUUUGCCACAACAUUGACUGGGAUGCAUUUUGCAACUACCACUUUGAUGACAUUGGUAAUGAAAUGGUUAGGAUACGUUCAGCCAUCUCAUUUACCUCUGUCGGAGCUAGUAAAGUUUGUAUUUUUUGCAAACCUAUCAAUUGUUGGGAUGAAUGUUAGCUUGAUGUGGAACUCUGUUGGCUUUUAUCAGAUUGCGAAGCUAUCUAUUAUUCCACUUCUAUGCAUUAUGGAGGUCCUGUUCGAAAAUUUCCGUUACUCGAGGGAUACAAAGCUUAGUAUAGUGGUUGUCCUUGUAGGUGUGGGAGUGUGUACAGUUUCUGAUGUCAGUGUAAAUGCGCAAGGAUUGGUAGCUGCCGUAAUAGCAGUUUGCGGCACUGCAUUACAACAGCAUUAUGUCAAUUACCUUCAACGGAAGUACUCUCUCAACUCACUCAAACUCUUGGGUCACACUGCACCAGCUCAAGCAGCUUCACUGUUGAUAUUAGGCCCAUUCGUGGACUUCUGGCUUACCAGGAAUAGAAUCGACACUUUUCACUACACCAGCACAGUGACGUUCUUCAUUGUGCUGUCAUGCGUUAUUUCAGUUGGGACCAAUCUCAGCCAAUUCAUAUGCAUUGGGAGAUUCACCGCCGUCACGUUUCAAGUGAUCGGACACAUGAAGACAAUUCUCGUGCUAACCCUGGGAUUUCUGUUGUUCGGGAAAGAAGGCCUGAAUUUCCAUGUGGCGUUUGGGAUGAUCCUCGCCAUUGUUGGGAUGAUAUGGUACAGCAGCGCGUCUUCGAAACCCGGAGGCAAGGAGCGGCAGGGUCUGGCGAGCGAGAAGGCCCAGAAGUCGCCACAGUCGGAGCUGGACGAUAAACCAGUAGUCAUUAGAGCAACUCUAGCAGAAGUCAGCCAUAUGGGCAGCCUCCAUAUCGCAGAUGAAGAGGAAAGACGUGACGGAUGGAUUCGUCAGCGGGGCCUAGUUGCGGCCACGGCCACCACCUCCAUGGUGAUCAUUGCCGCAGCUGUCGGGGGAGGGGUAAAGGGGGAUGCGACAAUGCAUGCCGCGAUGCCCCGGAAGAUGGCCUCGAUGCGCUCAUCUCAUAGCGGCCAUGCUUCCGCGAUGGUGGUGGUGGCAUUGUGGGUCUCGAUGCCUUGGAAGAUGGCUUUAGCGCACUCGUCCCAGGCCGGCCAUGCUUUCGCGGUGGGGGUGGGCGCAUGCGCACGGUCCCUAAUCCGCCACUCCCUUUUCGCCUCAUCCCUUGUGAACUCAGCAAAGGCCCACUUCCAGCUGCUCCCAGAAAGGGGCUAA